GCGGGAGUGGACCCCGCUCUAAACGGGUUGUCCAGCGCAUGUGUCAGCAGCGCAACGGAGCACCCACCCGCGCGCAUUAAGGUUGUUGAUCGGUACUGGUUUCUAUAUUUGUAUAUGAUUAUAUAUAUAAUUAUGUGUAGAUUUGAAUUCCGUUCUUCUUUUCCCUUUCCGGUGAGGCGAAGUGCGCGACGAAGCACACAAGCGCGGACGGCGCGUGCCGUCUGCCGUCGCAGCCUCAACUCCUGCUAUUUUCCUACUGCUAUUUUCCUUUCGUGUUGUCUAACGUGGUGUAAUGCGAGGUGACGGCGUCUCUCGAUCGGCGUGCGGGCUACCUGCGGGAGUCGUGAAGAAGCGGCGAAACAGCGCAGGGAGGUGGACAGAGGCGCUCUUGCAUGGGGAGGCUGUCGAACGGAGUUUUGUACGGAGUUGGGGGGCACUACGCAUUGGUGCGUGGUGUGCGGUGGUUUGACUACUGUGUAUGACCAGCGAAAUCCUCGACGCACACUGUACCGCGAGUGCGGCCUAAAAAGAAGAGAACAGAGAAAACAGGGGAAGUGAUAAAGGAAGCCGCUGCUUCUUUUUCUUUUCCCCUUUCACCCGCAUCUGUUGCACAUCACAACGGUUUCUCGAGGUGCCGCACAUGACAAUGGGGAGCUGCUUGCCUGCACUCUCUCGCAUCUGUGUCUCUGUGCUUGAUGUGUGGAAGACACCGUGCUCCUCGUAACCGCGGCGUAACGCAUUACGUGCUUGCACCCUCCGUUCUAUCUCCCUAUGGCCAAACAACAUAGAAGAAAACAACAACAGCAACAAGCAAAAACAAAUGUUGUAGCUGGUGAUGUAUUCCCAUUUUUUCCCCCGUUCUUCUCCAUGAAACGAAUCUCGCUCUCCCCCUCUUGCCUUUCCUCUGUCUUCUCUCAUUCGUUUUCUGCUGUCUGCUGUGCUCCUGCCCGUGUGAACCCUUCCGGGUCAGCUGCACGCACAACGGUCAAGCCCAGUGACGCUUUCUGCUGCUUUUGUCUUCUUGCGUUCGCCCUGUGUACGUCGACACCCACAACAUCUCCCCCCACCACUUCGUUAUUAUUAGUGUUUUCUCCCCCAUUCCCCUCCCCCGCAACGCACGUUCGAGAGAACGCGCGAGAGCGAGCUCAUCGGCCGGGACUUCAUCUUCUUCUUUUCUUCGCUUCCACUUUUGUCGCUGAAACCUCUCCUCCGUGCGACCUGCCUCUCUCCCUUCUCGCUUCGUUGGUGCCUGCCUCGUACCGCCUUCUCCUUCUCCGCCACAUCUCAUUUUUCUUGAUUUUCUUCUUGUCAUCAUCAUUGUUAUCUACGGUAGUGCGAUAUACGUCCGCUUCCUUUCGUCGUGGCACUGACCUUGUCCUCCUUUACGCCUCUUCCUGCCCUUGUGCUCAGUACAUACCUGCCUUCCAGCUCCUUCACAUCGUGUGAGACGGAGGAGGCCACGUCCAAAUACAUACAUACAUACGAGCAUCUCGAAAACAUGGAGGGAGGAAACCCACCUCCGCGGAACCGUCCGCAGCCGCUGGCCAACGACCCUUUUGAUGAGGACGAGAUCGCCAAGAGGGCAAACGACGAGGUCCCUCGUCAGCGCACCGCCUCUGUGGGCCACGGCUUCCAGGUGCAGGGCUCCGUUGCGGACUUCGACCCGGGCACGCUCAAGACGGGCAGCGUGUCGGGCAACUUUGCCCUGCCGAUGUCGUGGCGCAAGCUGAACUACAGCGCUGGCGAGCUGCGGAUUCUGUGCGGGCUGACAGGGACCGCGCUGCCUGGCCGCUGCCUGGCCAUUCUUGGCUCGUCCGGUGCCGGCAAGACGACGUUCCUGAACGCUAUCUGUGAUCGGCUGGCGGAGGACCGACACCUGAAACUGAGCGGCCGUCGACAGCUCGGCGAUGUGGAGUACGAGCGGCACUACCGCAAGGCGAUGGGCUUCGUGGCGCAGGACGACAUCGUCUCGUCGCUGUCGACGCCGUACGAUGCGUUGUGGUUCUCGCUGCGCACGCGUCGUGGCACUGACCGCGCGGAGACGGAGGCGCGUGUGCAGGAGGCGCUGGAGGUGCUGCGCCUGCAACACUGCCGCGACACGAAAAUCGGCAUUCCCGGUCUGGAGGCCGGUCUGUCCGGUGGCGAGCGGAAGCGCUGCAACAUCGGCAUCGAGCUGAUCGUGGACCCGAAGAUUCUGCUGCUGGAUGAGCCGACGUCCGGCUUGGACUCCGUGACGUCCGCAAAGGUCGUGCACCUGCUGCGGCAGCUGUCGCGGAUGGGCCGCACGAUCAUCUACACGAUCCACCAGCCGACUGCGGAGGUGCUGUCCUACUUCGAUGACCUGAUGCUGAUGACGCAGGGCCGCGUUGCGUACCACGGCACGAUGGCUGCCUCGCUGGGCUACUUCGAGUCCAUCGGCUUUCCGUGCCCGGAGAAGUACACGCCGACGGACUACUUCAUGGUGAUGCUGCAGGACCCCGUGACGAGCACGAUCCUGAUCAAGCGGUGGCGCAAGUACCUGAAGAACGGUCCGCGCAGCCCGCACACGGCCGCGGUGCGUCUCGCGAAGAGUCGCAGUGAGUCGAGUGCGGCCAAGUUUCUGGACGCGUACAUCAAGAAGUUUGGCAGCUCGCCUUUUGUGCAGUUCUAUGAGCUGACGCGUCGCAGCGUGAUUGAGAUCUCGCGUGAUCGGCUGUACAUCUUCUCGCUCGCCUCUCAGGCCACAUUUUUUGCCGUUGUGGUGGGCCUGGUGUUCCUUCACGUACGCGACAACGUGGAGGGCAUACAGGAUCGUGAGGGCAUGCUCUUCAUGACGGUGAUGAACCGUGCGAUGGGCUCCACCUUCAUCAUGAUCGACGCCUUCGAACGUGUUCGCGCCGUCUACACACGUGAGCAGCAGGCUGGCGCCUACUCGCCGCUCUUAUACUACGUUGGUCGCAGUCUUGCCGAGUUCCCGCUGCAGAUCUUCUUUAUCUUUGUGGAGUGCGCUAUUCUCUACUGGAUGGUGGGGCUUUACCGCAAGCCUGGCGAGUUCUUCUAUUACUUCGGCGCCAUUUCGAUGGUGUCGCAGGUAGCCAGCGGUCUCGGUUUUGCGAUAUCUUCCAGUUUCCCAUCCCUGUUGAUUGCCGCUGCGAUGGCGCCCCUUAUCCUUCUUCCUCUUGCGAUGGCGGGUGGUCUGUUUGCGAGCACGGAGCGGCUUCGCCCCUACUGGUACUGGCUGGAGAAGCCGUCCUUCAUGCGCCACGGGUACAUCCUGGUGCUUCGAAACGAGCUGAACAAUGUUCGCAACGUGGCCUGCAACAACUACAAUAAAGGUGAUGCCUAUUGCAUCAACCAGGCACGCGAUGGCAAGGUUGUGCUGCGCCUUCUCGGCUUCGACGGCGAUCCACAGUCGACGGACGUGUGGAUGUGGGUGUCGCUGGCCAUCAUGUUCUUCUUGUGCCACAUUAUCAGCGUCAUCGCUCUUUCUAGGGCCGGUCAUGCGAAGACUUAG
Messenger RNA from Leptomonas pyrrhocoris, 3493 nucleotides. Its product is annotated as putative mitochondrial ATP-binding cassette protein subfamily G, member 2, putative (ABCG2). The record is from RefSeq and is a predicted model, not a curated record. Gene Ontology annotation, molecular function: ATP hydrolysis activity; ABC-type transporter activity; ATP binding. Bases 1499 to 3493 code for a protein of 664 amino acids. The transcript has a single exon. NCBI's taxonomy places the organism in Eukaryota, Euglenozoa, Kinetoplastea, Trypanosomatida, Trypanosomatidae. Gene Ontology annotation, cellular component: membrane.